This is a messenger RNA of Carassius auratus (goldfish), 353 nucleotides long. RefSeq names its product ubiquinol-cytochrome c reductase complex assembly factor 6 (gene uqcc6). Gene Ontology annotation, biological process: mitochondrial respiratory chain complex III assembly. Gene Ontology annotation, cellular component: mitochondrion. Bases 28 to 231 code for a protein of 67 amino acids. The record is from RefSeq and is a predicted model, not a curated record. Lineage: Eukaryota; Metazoa; Chordata; Actinopteri; Cypriniformes; Cyprinidae. The transcript has 2 exons.
CAUUUGUCAGCCAGCUGACUUUAAAGGAUGCCAGCAGGUGUAUCGUGGCCAAGAUAUCUGAGGAUGUUUGCAGCCAGUGUGUUGUCAAUGUUUGCUGGAGCACAGGUUGUGCAUCAGUAUUACCGUCCUGAUUUAACCAUUCCAGAGGUCCCGCCGAAGCCUGGAGAACUGCAAACAGAGCUUCUCGGCUUGAAAGACAGACAGACAGAUGCAGCAUCUCAGAAACAAUGACCUGUUGAUUUGUUAUUCAUAACUAAUAGAUACACGCAUAUAGAUAUGAAAAAAAUAAUUUGAAGCCUAACUAAAAUGAUGCAUUUUUUUUAUUCUGUGAAUAAAGCAAUUUAUACAAACUU